CCAAACACCACGACCAAACACCACGUCGCAAGCUCGAGAUACCAGAGCUCUGCCUGUCCAUCCGCCGUCCGGUCCCCCGACACAUCGCCUGGCACUACUAGAAACAGCAGAGCGCGCCGCCGCCACGACACACACAGCCAACAUGAGCGCACAGACAGACCCCGCCCAGCGGGUUGCAAUUGGCAUCUCGUUCGGAAACUCGUACAGCUCCAUUGCCUUUACUUCGAGUGAAGGCAAGGCCGAGGUUAUUGCCAACGAGGACGGAGACCGCCAGAUUCCCUCAGUCCUCUCGUACGUCGAGGGUGAAGAGCUCCACGGUGGGCAGGCCAAGAGCCAGCUCGUCCGCAAUGCAAAGAACACGGUUGCCUACUUCCGCGACUUCUUGGGCCAGGACUUCAAGUCGAUUGACCCCACACCCGCCCACCAGUCGGCCCACCCCGUCGAGAGCGAGAGCACCGUCGCGUUCAAGAUCCGCGACAGCGAGGCCGAGGAGGAGAACGCGGUCACCGUCGGCGACAUCACAACCCGCCACCUGCGGAGGCUGCGCUCCUCGGCCUCCGACUACCUGGGCAAGGACGUCAACGCCGCGGUUGUCACAGUGCCCACCAACUUCUCCGAGUCCCAGAAGGAGGCGUUGAAGAGCGCUGCGAAGGAGGCGGGCAUCGAGGUCCUGCAGUUCAUCAACGAGCCCACCGCUGCCGUCCUGGCCUACGACGCCCGGCCUGACGCUCAGCUCACCGACAAGACGCUCGUUGUCGCUGACCUUGGCGGCACACGCUCCGAUGUCACCGUCAUCGCGUCCCGUGGCGGCAUCUACACGAUGCUGGCCGCAGUCCACGACUUCGAUGUCAGCGGCUCCAAGCUCGACCAGGUCCUCAUCGACUACUUCGCCAAGGAGUUCAUCAAGAAGCACAAGGCUGCUGGAGACCCCCGCGAGAACGAGCGAUCGCUGGCUAAGCUGAAGCUCGAGUGCGAGUCCGUCAAGAAGGCGCUCUCGAUAGGACAGUCUGCCAACUUCUCCGUCGAGAGCUUGGCUGGCGGUGUCGACUUCACUGCUACCAUCAACCGCACACGCUACGACCUGCUCGGGAACAAGCUCUUCGCCGCCUUCACCCGCCUCGUCUCCCACGCCGUCGAGAAGGCCGAGCUCGACCCCCUCGACAUCUCCGAGAUCAUCCUUGCCGGUGGUAACUCCCACACCCCCAAGGUCGCCGCUGCUGUUGGCGCUGCCUUCCCAGAGACCACCGCCGUGCUUGCGCCAUCGACCUCGCCGACCGCUAUCAACCCCUCCGAGCUCGCUGUUCGUGGUGCCGCCAUCCAGGCUAGCUUGAUCCAGGAGUUCGAGGCCGAGGACAUCGAGCAGAGCCUGCACCCCAUGGUCACCGUCACACCGCACCUCUCGACCGCUGUCGGUGUGCUCCUCAUCUCCGGCGACGAGUCCAACGGCGUUUUCCACGCCAUCGUCGAUGCCGAAACACCCCUACCCGUUCGCCGCACCGCCACCAUCACAACACCAAGGGAAGGCGGCGACGUUCUCAUCAAGCUCGUUGAGGGCUCGCGACACAUCAAGGUCACCAAGCCCGAGCCCAAGCCCAAGGCCGAGAAGGCCGACGACGACAGCGAGGACGAGAGCGAAGACGAGGAGGAGGAGGAGGAGCUCAGGGAAAAGACGUGGAAGAUUGGCUCUGCUGUCAGCGAGACUGCGCUCCGUGGUAUCAAGAAGGGCGCCAAGGUCGAGGUCCAGAUCAACAUUGCGAACGACCUGAGCGUUACUGCGCUGUUCCGUGAGAUCGGCGGGAAAGGCGGUGUCCGCGGCCAGGUGCAGGGGAAAGCAAGCUAGAACGGCAGUGCUUCAGCAUGGUGUGGAAGCGCGAGCGACGAAUAACGAAUGAUUGAAUAGACCAGCUUCGGCUGAGCGAGCAGAUCGCUCUAUAGACAAUCUCAG
Molecule: messenger RNA, 1945 nt
Organism: Macroventuria anomochaeta
Lineage: Eukaryota; Fungi; Ascomycota; Dothideomycetes; Pleosporales; Didymellaceae
Product: HSP70-domain-containing protein
Exons: 3
Coding region: 143-1840 (565 amino acids)
Biological process (GO): protein folding
Cellular component (GO): cytosol; nucleus
Molecular function (GO): ATP binding; ATP-dependent protein folding chaperone
Source: RefSeq, a predicted model, not a curated record